GCAGCCGACAAGAAGAGAGCCCGAACGGCAACAACAAACAUGGCGUCGUCUCGUUGCCUCUUGGCGCUGGAGAGAAACUGGACGGAGGAGAAGGAGCGCGCGCUCAUAGCGUUUUUCUCAAAGCACAGCUGUUUGUGGGACCACAGGUCGGAGGACUACAAGAACCGCCAGCUCCGGUGGAAGACCCUGGAGCACCUGAGGAUCCUCCUGUCCUCCGUCCCUCCUCCGGUUCCGUUCAGAGUGGAGGACAUCAAGAACAAGUUCAAGAACCUCCGGACCACCUUCCAGCGCCAGAACAAGCUGGUCCGGGCGAGUCGGGAGGCCGGUUCUGACGGCGUGUUCGCACCGCAGUGGAAGCACUACCAGCAGCUGAUGUUCCUGCGGGGCUGCUGGGAUCAGGACGACGGCCCGGACGAUCCGCCUCCGUCCCCGCUGAACGUCCCGCCGGAGGACAACCGGUCCGUCCUCGCCUCCCCGGGACUCAUCGUCUCCUUCCUCCCCUCCUCCUCCUCCUCCUGUGUCCCCUUCGUGGUGAAGAGCUACUGGACCGAGGAACGAGAGCGGGCGCUCAUCUCCUUCUACAAAGAUCACAGCUGUUUGUGGAGCAAGACGUCUGAAAACUACAACAACCGGCAGCUCCGGCAGAAACUUCUGGACUCUCUGAGGACUCUGCUGUCGGACCACUUGGUGUCCUUCACAGUUGACGACGUGAAGUGCAAGUUCAAGAACCUCCGGACCGUUUUCAACCGCGAGCACAAGUCGGUCCAGGUGAGCCGGACCUCCGACAAGCCCUACACGUCCAAGUGGAAGCACUACCACCAGCUGCUCUUCCUGUGCGAGGACGACUGUCCCGACGACCUGCAGGUCCUGUCGGUCCACGAAGGCCGAGACGUGGAGCGAGGAAGUCCCCCUCCCUCCUCCGGCUCGUCUCAGACCGGCAGCAACCCGUCCACCGCCUCCACUCAGACCGAGGGUCCAGCCGAGUACCAGAUCCCCGUAGCUCCGGACCACCUGAAACUGAGCCCCCCCACGCUCCCGGCCUCCCCGUCCAGAUCUCCGGACAGAAAGCCCUGUUUGGUCCCGCUGGACGGCAGACUGAGCACCGAGUCCCGCUGCCUCUGGAGCGAGGUCAAAGUUCAGCAGCUCAUCUCGUUUUACUCCGAACACAGCUGUUUGUGGAACCACAGGUUGGAGAACUACAGGAACCGUUUCCUGAGGCAAAGUCUGCUGGAGAAGCUGAGCGGACUCCUGUCGCAGAACGAGCCGGUCCCGUUCUCAGUGGAAGACAUAAAGACGAAGUUCAGGAACCUGCGGACCAUCUUCCAGCGCGAGCACAAGGCGGUGAGCUCCAACCGGACCUGCGGUUCUGAGGACUUCUACCUUCCCAAGUGGAAACAUUACCCGGAGCUGAUGUUCCUCUGCAACUCCUGCGACGAAGACGACGAGGAAUUUCUCCACCAGCGUUGCUCCACCUCCAACCAAACCGCCUCCAGUCAGACCGUCAUGGUGCCUAGCCUCAACACCCCGCCCUCGCCGACUCCCCCCGACUCCCAGCGCUCCUCCCCCUCGUCCUCCCCCUCCACGCCCUCCUCCCACACGGACCGCAGAGCGCCGGGCUGUAAGCGGGCGCGCCGCCAGCCGCCGGCCUCUACGGGCGAGCUGAUGGAGCUGAUGAGGAGCGUCUGCCAGAACCAGAGCGCGUCGCCGCACGCCGGCUUCCUGAAGUACGUGGAGGAGUGUCUGAACGAGACGCCGCCCGACAAAGUCAAGAAGCUGAAGAAGAAGAUCAUCGAGACGAUUCACAACGCCACGGAGGAAGUGUAGGUCCGGCGGGACCGCCGCAGUUCGACUCUUUAACUUAUCCGACGCUCUCAGUCUUUAUAGUUUUGUCUCCGUCGGCUCCUGCUGAAAACGUAAGUUUAAAGAAAAGCUCCGAGCAGGCACGUCUGCAGA
This is a messenger RNA of Nematolebias whitei (Rio pearlfish), 1953 nucleotides long. RefSeq lists its product as uncharacterized. The record is from RefSeq and is a predicted model, not a curated record. The transcript is spliced from 7 exons. Bases 40 to 1824 code for a protein of 594 amino acids. NCBI's taxonomy places the organism in Eukaryota, Metazoa, Chordata, Actinopteri, Cyprinodontiformes, Rivulidae.